AGCUCACUAUUGAUUUUCACCACCCCGAUGUUCUGUCCGAUUUCAGUUGUAUUAUUUCUCCAAAUCGGUAAAAUAUGUCCGGAAAAACCUUUGCUUUUUAGUGUUAGAGUUUUCAGUUCGCUUUUCGCGUUUACAUUAUGUUCGUAAAUGUCGAAAUAUGAUUAGAAAAAGUGUUACUCAUUUUAUAUAUGUCAAUAUUACGUUUAAGAAAAAACUCUAUUAGGAAAAACUCGGGAAAUCGUUUCCCGUUCGACUGUUUUUAUUUUAAAAAUAAUGGAAAGUUGUUUUUUGUGGUAUUCAACCAGUAGGUUGAAUAGUAAAGAAGUAGAGAAAUUGUGACAACAAAAAAUAAAAAUAAAUUGACGCUGAAGGGUGGAAAUAUGCAGAAGGAAAAUUCAAACCCUUCCCCAGAGGUGCACCAAUAUGUGGGGCCCUAUAGAUUAGAAAAAACCUUAGGAAAAGGUCAAACUGGUCUUGUGAAAUUGGGGGUACAUUGCGUGACUGGGAAAAAAGUGGCUAUAAAGAUAAUAAACAGGGAGAAGCUUAGUGAUAGCGUUUUAAUGAAAGUUGAAAGGGAAAUUGCAAUAAUGAAGCUAAUUGAUCAUCCACACGUCCUUGGUUUGACCGACGUUUACGAAAACAAAAAAUAUCUUUACUUGGUGCUGGAGCAUGUUUCUGGUGGAGAACUUUUUGAUUAUUUAGUUAAGAAAGGAAGAUUAACGCCGAAAGAAGCGAGAAGGUUUUUCAGACAAAUAAUUUCAGCCUUGGAUUUUUGUCACAGUCAUUCAAUAUGUCAUCGAGAUCUUAAGCCAGAAAAUCUGUUAUUGGACGAAAAAAAUAACAUCAAAAUAGCCGAUUUUGGAAUGGCCUCUCUACAACCAAUGGGAUCUAUGUUAGAAACCAGUUGUGGAUCUCCUCAUUACGCAUGUCCGGAAGUUAUAAGGGGUGAAAAAUACGACGGCAGGAAAGCAGACGUAUGGUCGUGCGGUGUAAUCCUAUAUGCCCUUUUAGUUGGAGCUUUACCCUUCGACGACGAUAAUCUUCGACAACUUUUAGAAAAAGUAAAAAGGGGCGUUUUCCAUAUCCCCCAUUUCGUUCCCCCAAACUGCCAAAGUUUACUUAGAGGGAUGAUCGAAGUCAACCCAGAAAAACGAUUAACAUUGACAGAAAUCAAUAAACAUCCUUGGGUGACGGCCGGUGGUAAAGGCGAACUCGAGUUAGAGCUGCCGAUGAUGGAAGUCGUUCAAACGCACGUUCUACCGUCCAUAGACGCAGUCGAUCCCGACGUACUGCAAGCGAUCUGCAGCCUAGGCUGUUUCAAAGAAAAGGAGAAAUUAAUUCAGCAUUUGUUAAGCCCCAGUCAUAAUACGGAGAAGGUUAUUUAUUUUUUGUUAUUGGAGAGAAAGAGGAGGAGACCCGCUUGCGAAGAUGAGACUGAUUCGUUAUUGAGAGUGAGAACUGGAGAUGGACAAGACCCGCCUAAGAAGAGGAUAGAUACGUGUAGGGUUAAUGGGCAAAAUACCCUUCAGUUUGGACAGAUUAGCGAAGGGUCGCCGUUAACGCCGAGACGGACACAUUACAAAAGACAUCACGCUAGGAGAAGUCCUUCGACAGGAAGCACCCACAGUAGUCUUAGUAUACAUUCCCCGACGCGAUCACCGGGAGCAUCUAGUCCCGUGAUGUUCAAUAGUACCAUAACUCCAACUAACACGCAUUCUGGUAUGUCUUCGCCGGUUAGUCAACGCUCAACCACUCCCCAUCACACCCAUCGGAGCUCCACUCACGUUUCCUCAAACACCCACGUGACGGUUACACCCCCUCCGGCUACUCCGACCCAUCAUCGAGCGAAUAGCAGCGGAGGGGCUUCGGUCAUUUCGGGAAUGUCGCUGACGUCACCGGAAAGCGAUACGACUAACCUGGUGACGGGUCAGUAUGCAACCGAAACGAGUCAUUCGGUUUCAUAUAAGGAUUUUGUUAAAGGUCCCUCUAUUUUAACCCCAAUGACACCUCCGGGGUCUCCGCAUUCUAGUACUACGACCCACCAUUGGCGAUCGAGACUCACUACUAUUAAAAAUAGCUUCUUGGGAUCGCCCAGGUUCCAUAGGAGAAAUAAAUUGCAAGCCGCUUCCGAGGAGGUUCAUUUGACUCCGGAAUCGUCUCCGGAGUUAACGAAAAAAAGUUGGUUCGGUAGUCUGAUGACGACCGAAAAGGACGAAACUUUCACGAUAUUAGUUAAGGGGAAACCGCUAGCUACCGUUAAGGCCGAUUUAAUUCACGCUUUUUUAUCGAUAGCGGAAUUGAGUCAUUCGGUGUCGAGUCCUAUGUCAUUUAGAGUAGAAUAUAAACGAGGUACCACCGGACCGGCGAUGUUCCAAAGACACGUUAGAUUUCAAGUAGACAUAUCGCCGAUAAUCAAACAAUCAAGAGAUAACACCAAAGAACAUAUUUUUGCCAUUACUUUCACUCUACUUUCAGGUAAUAUUCGAAGGUUUAGGAGGGUUUGCGAGCACAUCCAAGCGCAGGUGUGUACGAGACGACCUCCUCCGAGUCCGAGAGCCCAGAGGAAGUUUACGACCGAGUUGAGCGAAAGUUCUAGUUGCGGAUCGGAUUCCAGUGAACUAUUUCUUAAUACUAGACAGUUAAACGUAUUACAACUAGAAAAUAGCGAUUUGGAAAGCGAAUGCAGCGUGUUCGACGUCCGUACCGCCGCUAGGGAAGUUUCUCGACGAGCUUCUACCAACAACAAUACGGAAACAUGUGAACAAAAUAAUCCCGGUACUCCGAAAGCCGUUCGAUCGAAUUCCGAAAAUACGGAAACAUGCGAAAAAAAAUGUAUUACAACAAUGUCUGGUAGCUCUAUUGCGUAAUAUUUUUUUUAUGUAGCCUAAUUUUAUUAUUAUUGAUGAUGUUUGAAAGUUAAUGGGAAACGGUUUUUGAAAUUUUUUAUAAUCGUGUUUACUUGUUGGCGAGUCACUGUCUAUAUCAAUAAAAUAAUCAUGAAAUUCGUGUCACGUUAUAGAGACCACCCUGUAUACAUUAAACUCUAAAAAAUCAUUUUUUCCACAUCUUAAACUCAAUUUUUUUUAAAUAUUUCGUUGCAAAUUAGCCUGAAUGCGGAUCUGUCCUCAAGUUGAAUGGUGUUUACUUGUUGGCAAGUUACUAUCUAUAUCAAAAAAGGAAUCAUGAAAUCGUGUCACGUAAAUUACAGACCACCUUGUAUACAUUAAACUCUAAAAAAUAUUUUUUCCCACGUCUUAAGCUCAAAUUUUAAAAAAAAAAUAUUUCGCUGCAAAUUAGCCUGAAUGCGGAUAUGUCAUCAAGAUAAAUGGUGUUUACUUGUUGACGAAUCACUGUCUAUAUCAAAAAAAUAAUCAUGAAAUUCGUGUUACGUAAAUUAAACUCUAACAAAUAAUUUUUCCCCACAUUUUCAACUCAAACAAUUAUUAAAAAAUAUUUCAUUGCAAAUUAUCCUAAAUGCGGACCUGCCCUAUAUGGAGCUACUCUCUCGCUCAUUAGAUCGAUUUUAAAAUUUAUUAAUAAACUUUUUGCACGUUUGUGAAAUUUAAACGAACGUAUUUAGAAAAAAAUAUACGGAGUGUAAAAAAUUUGAAAAACCGUCUCACUAAUAAAAUAAUACUCCCUGUUGUUAUCCAUGUUGGUUGUGGGAAAGAUGUACAGUGACGUAAGACAUGAAGUAAUAAUAGUACUGAUACAAAUAACUCAUUUAAAUAUAAUUAAUUAAUCAUUUUCAAUUACCGUAAAAAUUUUUCGUAUUUUGAUUAGCACGUGAUCGCGUCAUAAUAAAGGGAAUUCAUUCGGACGAGUCCAUUGUGAGGGGUUUAGGGGUUUCUGGAUUCAUUGUUUUAAAUCAGUGACGGAUGAUGGCAACGUUGCCAGUUCAAUUUUUUUUAAAAAUAGUUAUGAAAUUUCUUACGUAACUUUUUAUGUUUGAAUGUUAUGUAUAGUGGUAUCUGCACUGGUUGAAAUGUGUUAUAAGCAAAAUGCUUUCGUUAAUUGUGAUUUUAAUAAACAAUAAUUGUGUCAACCUUUAAAAUUUUUGAUUCAUUCCUUUUAUUACAGGGUAAUUCUUCGAUCAUUCUUUUAUUUACAAAAAUACAGAGUGUUGAAUCAAACAAAUAUAUCUAAAAGAUCGUAAAAUAUUCAAAGUAGGAUAAAAAAGUCCCCGAUAGUAGCUUUAGUGAAAUACGUAAUAAUAUAUAGGGCGUUUUAUAUAAAAUAACCAAAUCAACAUAACCAGAAAUGGUAAUAUAUUUAAUAAAUUUUUGAAGAAUCACCCUGUAGUUGUAACAGCACGUUUUUUUGACUGAAACUGAGUGUAAUAUUGAAAACUAAUUUUGAUCAUAGUAAAGAAAAUUGAUUCAAAAAUAAAAAUUAAAUAUAAAAGAAAUUUCACAUUUACCAUAUACAGGGUGUACCAAUCUUACGACAAACCUCGCCAUGUCGAUUAUUUUAAGAGAUAUGAAAAGAGAUAUAAAUAAAAAUAGUUCUCUUCAAAGUCCAUUUUGUGAUUAACCCUAAAUAUACCCCUGUAUAUAAUAGCGAAUUCGGUUUUUUAAACCUUUCGAUAUAAAUUUGCUGUAGUCAUCGAAUGUUUCUUAAUAAUACCAUUUUUUGCGUGACACUAAAAGAAAUCUGAAUACCCAAAGGAUGAAUUGAAAAAAAUACAUCUUGGCAACAGUGUAAAAUAUUUUUAACUGUUUGAUGUGAAAGUUGUUGCAAUAAGUGAGGUUAGGUUUGCAAUAUUAACAUCGGAAAUUAUUGCUCGCGAAUCAGAUAGAAUUACGUUCUAAAACGUUGGUAGUUGUGUGACAUCGGUCGGUGUUGUCAUAUUUAUUAAUAAUCAAAAAAUUGUUUCAGAAAUUCUUUUUACUAUAAUUCUCAUUUGCACUUGUGUAAUUAUUUAUUAUUCUGUUAAAACAUGAUUAGGAACAACUUCCAUAUAUGAAGUUUCAAAUAAAAAGUAAAGAAUGAAUUAUAAAACUAAAUUAAAAAAAAAAAGAUUGUGUAAUAUCUUUUCGAAUGUCAACAUUAUUAUUAAUAUUCAUUUUCUACAAUUUUUAUUGAAAAUUGAAAAUUUGUUUGAAUUAUCGAUACUGUAACUUAUCUACUUAACAUUUUUCUACGACAUUCCGUCAUAAUUGUUUUUCUAAUUUUACUGCGAAAUUUUUCAAGAUCGAACGUAUCAAAACUCGUAAAUUGUGGAUAUUGUGAGAAAAAAAAAAUCGUUAUGCUUUUGUAUAUAUAAGCCAAAUAAAAAAAGCUUAUGUGAUUUUCAAUAUUGUCUUCAAUGUAAAAUAUAGUAAAUUGUUAAAUAACCAUUUUCUAGAACGUCUAUUUAUAUUGAAAUCGAUAUUUUAAUACGAAAUUCCAAGACAAUCACUGAACUACGAAAAUAUCCCCUCAUAUUAAAAUAUAAAUUGUUUAAUUUUACUAAAUCCUGACUCCUGACCUGUAUCAUGAAAAACACGAUAUUUUCUUAUUUAGAGAUUAUGCACUAAAUCACCAUUUUUCACUUCUUUAAUACACACUUACUUAAAACUGAAUAUUCUUAAAAGUAUAAAAUAUCAGGAUCUGAGCAUUUUAAAAUAAAAUAAGUCUGUUAUAUAUAACACGAGUUAGCUUUCCUAAUACCAAAAUUUCGAUGGAUAGAUCGAUAAUCAACAACCUCCUCCUCAACAGCACUCAACUUCAACUGACAUAUAAUCAAUUAGAAUCGAUUCUGAUCAGUUGGUAAUCAAUUUAGUAUCGCUGUAACGCGCAUGAUUGAUUAUGAACCCAUUGCAAAUAAUUAUUUACCACGAUGGUAAUCAGUGAUCAUCUAAAUUAAUAUGAUCCGCGAAUACGAAAAUGUUACUAAAAAUAAGGAACUGAAUGCGAUUGGUCACUAGAUUGAUUCGGAAUCAAACCCACGAACAAAGCUAUCAUUGAUUUUCUAGUGCAUAGAUGGCGGCACUGGUAUACUACAUAUAUACGAAAUAAUAUUAAGUCGACUAAUUCGGAUAAGAUUUCACUUUCGAUGUCAAUAUAAAUUAUCCUGUAUAAUAAUCUCACUCAUUACAUGGUUAUAUUAUUUUCAAAUAACUGAUUUUGACAGUCCGCCAUUUUGCUUGGGUUCAUAAAUUUGAGAUAUGUUGAUUCUGUUGAUAUUCAAUGUUUUUACUGAGAAUUAUUAGUAUUCCAAAUAAACUAGGAAAUAUUUGUAUUUUUUUGCAUUUAGUAUAACACAUUUAGUUUAAAAGUAAUUUGAAAGACGUCUCUGUUUUGUUUACACUGUUGAGUUUGUGGAUUUGGUAUGAAGUGUUUUUAGUGAAAAAAUAACCUUACGAAUAUUGUGAAUCUGUAUGAUUACUACACAAAAGGUAAGAUUAUUUAUUUUUUGUUAUUCAAAACAAACUCUGUUUAUCAGACUUUUUGCGCUAUAUAUUUUUAAUUUUAUAGAAAUUAAUAGCUAGUUACCAUUAAGACAAUUUGGAAUAGCAGCUGUACGUGAUCUUAAGAGAAUAUGCACGCUGAUAAAUGACUUUGAAAUAAUAAUAAAGGUGAAAAGGAAAGUUGAACCUAUUUUAUGAUAAAAUUCAAUGUAUUGUUAUAAAAAUGUUCUAGAGAGUGGUUUUUAUUGCCUCAUAAUACUAAUACAAAAUAAGUCAUUAUUAAAGAAUCUCAAAAUAUCGAAAAUAUUUUUAAGAAAAUUUGUUUUAUCGAUUUUAUUAUAAUAGCAACUAUAUCACAAAAAAUAUUUUCGAUAAUAAAUACGGGAUACUAUUUAAGAAUCAUCAUGUAAAUAUAUACCAUACGCAUUUUCAAAAAUUUUAAAAACAAACAAUGUACAGUUAAGAAUUUCUUUUUAAAUUAUUCCAAUUUUAGAAAAUAUGCUAAUGGAAUCGAGGUUAUAUUUGGUUCAUUCUAGUUCGGGACGACACGCUAUCGAGUUUGUUUAAAUUCGUGGAAUGACUACACUCAGUUUUCAUAAGCACUGUUGCCAGAAUUAAAAUAAUUUCUUUAUUAUAAACAAUUUUUAACCAAAUUUUUUUAUUCUAGAAAAAAUAAGGCAAAAUUGAUUAUUUUAUGAAAAUUGAUUAUUCAGUUCUAUAAUUUAAGGUACGAAACACUAUAAAGUUUUUUUUAUUAGUAUAUUUUGUUUUACCCAAUCCACUCGUAACUAUCUAAAGGAUAUGACGAUUUCUAUCGCUUCUGAAAAGAAAACCGUUAAAUAAGUUUGAAUUGAAUGAAUCUUUCAUAAUUUUCAUUUUUAUUAAAAAAUUUCGUUCAUGCUCUUAAAAUAUCUUAACCGUUCUACUUGUAACUAUCCAAAUGAUAUGAUAUUUUUUUUAGUUUCUGAAAGGAUAUUCCUUAAAUAAAUUUGGCAACACUGUUUUUAUAUUCGUUCUUCUGAAAAAAUUGAUGUUGAAUACAGAUAUCUGUCAUCUACGGAUUAGUACAAUGAUUAAUUUACACCCUUCUUUCUUAGUUAAAGUAGAUAUUCUCUUGUAUGAAUCUUUGAUUGAAUCAUUUUUUGAUAAGUCUCUUGUCUAAUAAAUGCAUCAAUAUUUAAAAAUGCUUUGAACUUCAUUAUUAAUUGUAUUCAUAAUAAAGUGUAGGCAUCCAAAUAUACAUAUAAACAUUUUCAGUUACAUAACCAAUAAUAUUAUAGGUUAAAGCUAAUAAAAAGUAACGUCAACAUCUCGAAAUAUCCGCAUAUAUAUGAGAGGAAAUGUGUUUUAGCUGUACAAUGUUUGUUAUUGAGCUUAUUUUGAAUAAAAUAUAUGAAAACUUCCAUAUAAGGUUUUAAUAAUAAUUUAAAUAUAAACAAUAUAUUAGAAAUUGCCGGCCAUAUAUAAAUUUUGUCAAAUAUAUAGAUAUAAAUAUUAUUAGUACUACUGUUUUUAGUAAAAUUUAUUUUUUUUUGCCUACAAAAAAGUGUUUUUCUAACAUACAAAAACAUUUUUUUGUAAAAUUAAAACGAUAUAGACAAUUUCUUGUCAACAUAUCAAAAUUAAUUAGGCUCAAAUAUAAAUUUUAAAGAUUAAAGUUUCAAAUGUAAAAUUUAAUCCUUAUGAAAAUUCUUCAUAAGACCCUGUUUCCUAUGCAGACCAUAAGUAUGUAUUCGGAUUAAAUUUGCGUGUUAAACGUCAAUCAACAAUCCAUAAGCAAGGAAAGAAAAGACCAGCGUUGCCAGCUUGUGUGAUUUUACUAUAAGUUUUAAGACAAUGGUUGUAAAACGGUUUUGCGAGAAAAACUAUUUAAGAGUAUUUUCUAUGGGAAAAAUUCAUUGGAUUGUUUUUUUUUUGCUUUAACAAGCUCAAAAAACAAAUAUAUUCUAAAUUGCGUAAAAUCGCCCUCUAUCAGUCAAGCAUUAAAAUAUUUUUCUUUACAAUAUUUACAAAUGGAAUUCAUAAAUUUUUUACUAAGUUUGGCAACACUGUACUUACGUUCGCUCCAGUUAUUUAUUCUGAAUACCGAUAUCUACAGAUUGGUAAAAUAAUUUAUCACUUUUGAUUCAAUUUUAGACACUACCUUUUAAUGGCGAUAUCUCGAAAAUGGGUGGGCUGAGGAAAUUUUGUUAUAGGAAUGUAUAUAUCCUGUAUAUUGUUAGGAACGGAACGAUAUAAGCACUUGGCAACGCUGUGAUAUUCGCUGUGCUUAAAAUACGUGAAGUUAGCUGGGAAUGCGAAUACACUGCGUUGCCGUUAGUUAUAAUAAAAAUGAUAUUUUCGGAAAUGACGUGUAUUGAAAAGGAAAAAAUGAUAUUGAAACUUUCGAUUCAAAAACCUAAUUGAGCGUAUCUAUAUUAAAUCAUUUUAAAUUUAAAAAAUAAUAAAUAUACAAAAUUUUAUUUUAAAAACUAUUAGUGUUAUUUUUUUUAUUAUUUUAAUUCAAUUAAGGUUGGAACAGUUAAUGUAGCAAUUAUGGUUCGCUUUUUAAAUUUAACCUUAACAUAUUUAAAAAAUCAAACUUAAAACCGAAUUUUCUUCUCAAAAUUUUAUGGAAAGAAAAUUUGGUUUUUCUAACGAGUGAAAGUGUACUUUUGUAUAUAAAAAAAUGGAUUUUUCUCGUGUAAAUGAGAUAUUUAUUAGCAUCAAAUUAAUACGUUAUUUGUUUAAGUUAUUUAUUAUUAUUUGUUCCAGCUCACGGGCAUAUGUUACUGUGAAGUUAUUUUAUAUAAAUUGAACAUAGUUUAUGUGUA
Molecule: messenger RNA, 9205 nt
Organism: Diorhabda sublineata
Lineage: Eukaryota; Metazoa; Arthropoda; Insecta; Coleoptera; Chrysomelidae
Product: serine/threonine-protein kinase BRSK2
Exons: 13
Coding region: 381-2867 (828 amino acids)
Biological process (GO): intracellular signal transduction; microtubule cytoskeleton organization; protein phosphorylation
Cellular component (GO): cytoplasm
Molecular function (GO): ATP binding; protein serine/threonine kinase activity; tau-protein kinase activity
Source: RefSeq, a predicted model, not a curated record